This is a messenger RNA of Fopius arisanus, 2880 nucleotides long. RefSeq names its product cleavage stimulation factor subunit su(f) (gene su(f)). Lineage: Eukaryota; Metazoa; Arthropoda; Insecta; Hymenoptera; Braconidae. Gene Ontology annotation, molecular function: protein binding; mRNA binding. The coding region runs from base 231 to 2381 and encodes 716 amino acids. The record is from RefSeq and is a predicted model, not a curated record. The transcript has 9 exons. Gene Ontology annotation, cellular component: nucleus. Gene Ontology annotation, biological process: mRNA 3'-end processing.
GAGGGUAACAGUCGCCAUUCAUUCACUCGACAAUUUUUUUUGGAGUAUUUCGACGAUAAAUUCGUAGAAUGCACAUGCGAAUUUUAAGAAAUUUGGUUUACGGUGGUUGAAUAUUACUGGGAUAUGUCAUUGAUUUUGAGAUUUUGAAGAGUUCAUUUUUUUUUUAUUAUUAUUUUCCAAUUAUAUAAGUUCGUGUGAUUCCAGAUACGUUUUCAGAGGUUGGGUAAUUGAUGGGAGACAUGGCUGAUGACAAAAUACUAUUCGACUGGGGCAAUGAAAAACUCCAGAGGGCUCAGAAGACCGUGGACGAAUCGCCCUUCGACCUGGAGGCAUGGAGCAUCCUUAUAAGAGAGGCUCAGAACAGACCAAUUCCAGAAGUGAGACCUAUAUUCGAGAAACUCGUCACGGUUUUCCCCUCAGCUGGGAGAUAUUGGAAGAUUUACAUUGAGCAAGAGAUGAAAAUGCGCAACUUUGAAAAAGUGGAGAAGCUUUUCCAAAGGUGCCUCAUGAAAAUUCUCAAUAUUGAAUUGUGGAAAUUGUAUCUGUCGUACGUUAAAGAAACCAAGUCCAGUUUGGCCACGUACAAGGAGAAAAUGGCUCAGGCGUAUGAUUUUGCGCUAGACAAAAUUGGAAUGGACAUUCACUCGUACAGUAUUUGGAAUGAUUAUGUUUCAUUUUUGAAAAGUGUCGAGGCUGUGGGCUCUUAUGCUGAGAAUCAAAAAAUCAGUGCAGUGCGAAAGGUGUAUCAGCGUGGUGUUAUAAAUCCUAUGGUUAAUAUGGAACAAUUGUGGAAGGACUACAUGGCGUUUGAACAAAAUAUCAAUCCAAUAAUCGCUGAGAAAAUGGCGAUAGAAAGAUCUCGGGAUUACAUGAAUGCCAGACGUGUUGCUAAGGAGUUGGAAGCUGUCACAAGGGGACUCAACAGGAGUGCACCCAGUGUUCCACCGACUGGUCAUCCCGAAGAAGUUAAACAAGUGGAACUGUGGAAAAAAUACAUCGCCUGGGAGCGGAGUAAUCCGUUGAGAACAGAGGACACAUCCCUAGUGGCAAAAAGAGUAAUGUUUGCGAUAGAGCAAUGUCUUCUGUGCCUGGGACAUCACCCAGCUGUUUGGCACCAGGCAGCGCACUUCCUGGAGCUCUCCUCAAAAAUUCUGACGGAGAAGGGAGACGUGAAUGCAUCGAAGAACUUGAGUGACGAGGCAGCGACGAUGUUCGAGCGUGCCACCAGCACUCUCCUGGCUAAAAAUAUGCUCCUCUACUUUGCGCACGCCGAUUUCGAGGAGGGACGAGUCAAGUACGAGAAAGUCCACCAGAUUUACCAGAAAUUUCUCGAUAUAUCGGACAUCGAUCCCACCCUGGCUUAUGUCCAGUACAUGAAAUUUGCCAGGAGAGCCGAGGGAAUAAAAUCAGCUCGAACAGUUUUCAAACGUGCAAGAGAAGACACACGCUGCAGACAUCACGUGUACGUAGCAGCUGCACUGAUGGAGUACUACUGCACCAAAGACAAGAACAUUGCGUUUCGUAUUUUUGAACUUGGCUUGAAAAAAUUCGCGGACAAUCCCGAGUACAUUCUCUGUUACAUUGAUUAUCUGUCACAUCUCAAUGAGGAUAAUAAUACGAGAGUCUUGUUCGAACGUGUGCUAUCGUCUGGGAGUUUGGAGCCUGAGAAAUCGGUGGACAUUUGGAAUCGAUUUCUCGAGUUCGAAUCGAAUAUCGGAGAUCUCGCUAGUAUUGUCAAAGUGGAGAAACGAAGAAGUGCUGUUUUGGAGAAGAUCAAGGAGUUCGAGGGAAAAGAGACUGCUCAACUAGUCGACAGAUAUAAAUUUUUGGAUUUAUAUCCUUGCUCAGCAGUGGAAUUGAAAUCAAUAGGUUAUAUCGAUGUUUCGAGUAUAGGUAGGAGCACUCAGGGUGUAUCACCACGUAACCAGGACACUGAGGAAGUUAUAGCAGCAUUGCCAAGGCCUGAUCUCUCGCAGAUGAUUCCAUUCAAGCCAAAAGUCAAUCCACUGCCUGGAGAGCACCCCGUACCAGGGGGAUCAUUUCCAUUGCCACCUGCAGCAGCACAACUGUGCACCAUGUUGCCCCCUCCAGGUUGUUUCAGAGGGCCAUUUGUUGCGGUUGAUUUGCUAAUGGAUGUGUUCAGUAGGAUACAGCUGCCCGAUCACGCUCCUCUACCUGUUGCUGAUAAUGGCUGCGACACGAAGCUGUUCGAUCUGGCUAAAUCCGUUCACUGGAUCGUGGACGAGAGUAAUGACGGUUCAUCUAUUGGCUCGAAACGGCGAAGGACACGUCUCGGAGGUGAAGACAGUGAGGAUGAGGAUCUACCACCACCACCUGUCAACGAUAUUUAUAGACAGAGGCAGCAGAAACGUGUGAAAUAGAACUGGUGUCUCAAUCCUUGAUCAGUUAUUGAUCGAGAUCCUAGGAGAAAACUGUUGUCCUGGUGUUCAAUAUCUAAGUAGAUUUAUUACCACUGGAGAGGGUGUUUAUUGCACUGAUAACUGAGUGCCAUGUACUCAAUGCAUUUAUCGAUAACGUGGAAAUAUUUUUUAACAGAAAAAUUACCAUCGAAAUUGAAAUUUAAUCCAACAGUGGAGUUGUGAGGAACAUUCCUUCGCAAUAUCAUUUGUCUUCGUUAAUUUGACAUUUAUCAUGUUGAAAAUUCAAUCUCUAACUUCACUGAUGGAUUUUAUUCCCCGGAAGACCUGAAAGUAAUAAUUCCAAUUGUAACUUUUUCAUUAUCCAUCGUACAUUUGGUGUAAAUAUUUCUAAUCGCAGAAUCGUCAGGUCAAUAUUAUUGUAUAUAUCGCUUGAAUUUUUCCAUCAACUUGUAUUAUCCAUUGAAUUCCGUACCCUUGAUUAAUUGAAUAAAGUCUCUGG